Messenger RNA from Mirounga angustirostris (Northern elephant seal), 4249 nucleotides. It is a transcript of the gene ATP6V0A1, whose product is annotated as ATPase H+ transporting V0 subunit a1. The record is from RefSeq and is a predicted model, not a curated record. The transcript has 22 exons. The coding region runs from base 175 to 2769 and encodes 864 amino acids. Lineage: Eukaryota; Metazoa; Chordata; Mammalia; Carnivora; Phocidae. Gene Ontology annotation, molecular function: ATPase binding; proton-transporting ATPase activity, rotational mechanism. Gene Ontology annotation, biological process: vacuolar acidification; proton transmembrane transport. Gene Ontology annotation, cellular component: vacuolar proton-transporting V-type ATPase, V0 domain; plasma membrane; vacuolar proton-transporting V-type ATPase complex.
GCCGGUGGCUGCGCGGGGGCAGGGCUUUGCGGACGCACGCACGUCGAGCGCUGAUGUCCCGAGCCGCUGAGGCUGCGGGCUUGGUCUGGGGCUGCUGCUUUGGUUGCGGCCCGGUCGGGGGCUGAAGGUUGGAGAGAAAUCCAGGUACUCUGUUGAGUGGUACUUUCUGCCACCAUGGGGGAGCUUUUCCGGAGUGAGGAGAUGACGUUGGCCCAGCUUUUUCUACAGUCAGAAGCUGCUUAUUGUUGCGUCAGUGAAUUAGGAGAAUUGGGAAAGGUUCAGUUUCGUGAUUUAAAUCCAGAUGUGAAUGUUUUCCAGCGGAAAUUUGUGAAUGAAGUUAGAAGAUGUGAAGAAAUGGAUCGAAAGCUUCGAUUUGUGGAGAAAGAGAUAAGAAAAGCUAAUAUCCCUAUUAUGGACACUGGUGAAAACCCAGAGGUGCCCUUCCCCCGGGACAUGAUUGACUUAGAGGCCAAUUUUGAGAAGAUUGAAAAUGAACUGAAGGAAAUCAACACAAACCAGGAAGCUCUGAAGAGAAAUUUCCUGGAACUGACUGAACUAAAAUUUAUACUUCGCAAAACUCAGCAGUUUUUCGAUGAGGCUGAAUUGCAUCAUCAGCAGAUGGCGGAUCCAGACUUGUUGGAAGAGUCCUCGUCCCUCUUGGAGCCAAGUGAGAUGGGAAGAGGCACACCUUUAAGACUUGGCUUCGUGGCUGGUGUGAUUAACCGGGAGCGCAUCCCUACUUUUGAGCGCAUGCUUUGGCGGGUUUGCCGGGGAAAUGUGUUCCUGCGACAGGCUGAAAUCGAGAACCCCCUGGAGGAUCCUGUGACUGGUGACUACGUGCACAAGUCCGUAUUCAUCAUUUUCUUCCAAGGCGAUCAGCUGAAAAACAGAGUCAAGAAGAUCUGCGAAGGGUUCCGGGCCUCACUCUAUCCCUGUCCUGAGACACCACAGGAGAGGAAGGAAAUGGCUUCUGGAGUUAAUACCAGGAUUGAUGAUCUCCAAAUGGUUCUCAAUCAAACAGAGGAUCACCGCCAGAGGGUCCUGCAGGCAGCUGCUAAGAACAUCCGUGUCUGGUUCAUCAAGGUGAGGAAGAUGAAGGCCAUCUACCACACCCUGAACCUGUGCAACAUCGAUGUGACCCAGAAGUGCCUGAUUGCAGAGGUCUGGUGCCCCGUCACCGACCUUGACUCCAUCCAGUUUGCGCUCAGGAGGGGCACGGAACACAGUGGUUCCACUGUGCCCUCUAUUCUGAACAGGAUGCAAACAAAUCAGACGCCCCCAACCUAUAACAAAACGAACAAGUUCACAUAUGGCUUUCAGAACAUAGUAGAUGCUUACGGAAUUGGAACUUACCGAGAGAUAAAUCCAGCUCCCUAUACCAUCAUCACUUUCCCUUUCCUGUUUGCUGUGAUGUUUGGGGACUUUGGCCAUGGUGUUUUGAUGACCCUAUUUGCUGUAUGGAUGGUAUUGAGGGAGAGCCGGAUCCUCUCUCAGAAGAAUGAGAAUGAGAUGUUUAGCACGGUGUUCAGCGGCCGGUACAUUAUUCUGUUGAUGGGUGUGUUUUCCAUCUACACUGGCCUCAUCUACAAUGAUUGCUUUUCCAAGUCUCUUAAUAUCUUCGGGUCAUCCUGGAGUGUACGGCCGAUGUUCACUUUAUAUAACUGGACGGAGGAGACGCUUCGGGGGAACCCUGUUCUGCAGUUGAACCCGUCUGUCCCUGGAGUUUUUGGUGGACCAUACCCUUUUGGCAUCGAUCCAAUCUGGAACAUUGCUACCAAUAAACUGACCUUUCUCAACUCCUUUAAAAUGAAGACAUCUGUUAUCCUAGGCAUCAUCCACAUGAUGUUUGGAGUCACUUUGAGCCUCUUCAACCAUACCUAUUUCAAGAAGCCCCUGAAUAUCUACUUUGGAUUUAUUCCUGAAAUAAUCUUCAUGACCUCUUUGUUUGGCUACUUGGUUAUCCUUAUAUUUUACAAGUGGACAGCCUAUAAUGCUAAUACAUCUGAGAAAGCGCCAAGCCUCCUGAUCCAUUUCAUAAACAUGUUUCUCUUUUCCUACGGGGACUCUAGUAAUUCGAUGCUGUAUUCCGGACAGAAAGGAAUUCAGUGUUUCCUGGUAGUGGUUGCGCUACUGUGUGUACCUUGGAUGCUACUAUUUAAACCACUGGUCCUUCGCCAUCAAUAUUUGAGGAGGAAGCAUUUGGAAGGGCAGCCUGUGGAGGCCCCAGUCAGCCCAACCCCGAGCCAGCAGGGACUAGAGGCAGCAGCGGCUGCAACAGGAACUCUCAACUUUGGUGGGAUCAGGGUGGGCAACGGACCGACAGAGGAGGAUGCUGAGAUUAUUCAGCAUGACCAGCUCUCCACCCAUUCAGAGGACGCGGAAGAGUUUGACUUUGGGGACACCAUGGUCCACCAGGCCAUCCACACCAUCGAGUACUGCCUGGGCUGCAUCUCUAACACCGCCUCCUACCUGCGGCUCUGGGCCCUCAGCCUUGCUCAUGCACAGCUGUCUGAGGUGCUUUGGACCAUGGUGAUCCACAUCGGCCUCAGCGUGAAGAGCUUGGCAGGAGGUCUGGCGCUGUUCUUCAUUUUCGCCGCCUUUGCCACCCUGACCGUGGCCAUCCUGCUGAUCAUGGAGGGCCUCUCGGCCUUCCUCCAUGCGCUGCGGUUACACUGGGUGGAGUUCCAGAAUAAAUUCUACAGCGGAACCGGUUUCAAGUUCCUGCCCUUCUCCUUCGAGCACAUUCGGGAAGGGAAGUUUGACGAGUGAGCCCAUCGUGGGGCUGUGUGCCGGCAGGCUGCCCUCCCCACUCCUUGCACAGUGGUUACCUGUGCUCCUCUUGCCUGUUGGUUGUGGUCCCUGGAUAUCGGGGCGUUUGUGUCAUCCCAGCCACCCCUCCCCCAGCUGCCUGUGAGUCAUUUAGAUAGAUCCGUCCCUCCCUGAGUCCCCUGCCACAGCCACCUUCGUGUGUAGUGUAGAGAGAAGCCGGGCUCUGGCUGUCACUUACACCCACUAGGCACCGGCCUUGCCCUCCCAGCCUCCGUCCAGCCAGAGACAGCCCCUUCUCUGUCCCCCGGUGAUGAAAAAGUUUGUGCAUUUUACAUUUGAGCCCAAAGCCCACGGAAGGAGUGCUGUCACCAUCCACACCCAGACUUUGAGCCCCCUUUUCCUGCCACUCUAGUUACUGGUUGGGGGCAGGGGUGCUCUUUAACAUGCCCCAUUCUUGGGUUAGCAGGGGUAGUUCCAGGAAGGUGGCAUGUCUGUCCUCUGCCCAUCCCCUCUGGUCUUCAGAACAGUUGUUAAUCAGGAAUUCAGCUGGACCCAGCUGUGCCGUCGUGCGCCGCUUCUCCCUGUCACUCCCAAGGGUCCCAGGGUGCCCAGCACCACCUCCCUAACCACGCCCUCUCCCCCUCCCUCCCAGAAUCCCCUCCUUCCCCCUGCCCCUGUGUGUACCCAGCAUAACAGCACAGCCGGGAGUGACCCGAGCAGAGAGGUCCUGGGCUGCCUCCUCUGGUCGGAGGCUUCUCAGGCCAAGCUGUGGGCCCUGCCACAAGCACGCUCUCUGGGCAGAGGGUUCAAACCGUUGCUCUUGCCUGGUGCAGACCCCAAGACCUUCCCCUACCCCCAAUCAUGAGUCUUGAGGGCAGGACCGUAGUCAUCCAGGUGGUUCUGCCUGCAGAGCCUUCUCUGCCCUCCCGUGCCCCUCCCCACUUCCACUGGGGACCCCAGUCAAGGGAGUGGGGUCCUGGGCAGCGAAGGCUGGUGCCAUUUACAUUUUGCGGAUUGGAGGCAAUGGCCAGGGCUACAGUGUGCUGGUUGUGAGAGCUGCACCCCCACCCCCACCCCCACGGGCCACCUCUCCUGUCACCCCAGGGCUAUGGCUUUUAGGGCCUUUGAAUCAUGUGUUGACACAGCAGCCCUGGCUGCUUCAGCUAAAUUGAACCCUGGGGCCCCCAGUGGUGGAGAUAAUCCCCCGAAUGGGCCAGGCCCCUGCCCUCCUCCCACCCUGGCUCUUCUGAGUGAGUUACUUAGAGCUGCUCACGACUCUCCUGGGCAUGGGCCACCCACCCCAGCUUCCCCGUAUGCUGGCCAGUGUGACCCUGUGCUGCGCCCCCUCCCCUCUGGGCCCGGUGGUUUACAUGAUGACUUUGCUCUGGGUACAGCAGGGUUUGAAGCAGAGCUCUUUGUCAGGAACCCUGCCCAAGGCCCUUGUGUUCACACAUUCCUGUGCUGAAUAAAGUGUGCUUGA